Molecule: messenger RNA, 735 nt
Organism: Leptosia nina
Lineage: Eukaryota; Metazoa; Arthropoda; Insecta; Lepidoptera; Pieridae
Source: the annotation of a GenBank genome assembly
AUGGAUGAUAGUUCGGAGGUUUCCCCAACGGACUCAAGUAAAGAUAUAACAGAUGGAAAGCCAAACAACGGCGAAGGUGAUAUUGAUGAUGAUGUGUCUGCUAAAAUGACCGCGUCCUACAGCGAAAUAUCAUUUCAUUCCGAUAAUGGACAAAACAAUGAUGCCAAAAUGCCAGGUCCAUCUAGACCCUACGACUUACCCUCAGAAAACAGAAGGCAAGACAAAGUACCUUUAGAUAUAGAUGGCCAUGUAAGAUAUGUAGGUGAUAUGACACAUUAUGUAGCUGAUGAUUUGGAAUUUAAGAUAAAACUCUCUAGCCCAGUAACAAAAAAAGGUGAAACACCUGUAUUUGGAAGUUCCAGUGCAUCAAGAUCUAGUACACCAUCAGGGAAAUUGUAUAGGCAAAUUUUAGCUCCACAAAUUGGCCAAAUAGACAUAACAGUUCUAAAUGAUUUAGAACAUGAAGCUCAAAAAAUUGCACAAUCGGUAGAUAAUCUUAUUGAAAACUUGUCAAGCAUCCUACAUUCUAAUUCCUCUUUAACAGCUGAGAAUAUGGAAGUAUAUAAGGAUGCUGUAGGUAAAACAUGUGAUGCUAUGGACAACAAUAUUAAAAGUAUGUAUACUAUAUUGGCUAAGGGUGAAGAAGUUUCACAAGCUAUGGUCCCAGUACAAGCGCAGGCAGCAAGAAUUACUGAAAUCAAGAGAUUGCUACAAAUAUUUGAAAGCUAUUUUUAG